GCAGCCAUGAAAACCAUUCCUCCCAAAAACCCUCACUUCUUCAAGCCAAUUCAUCAAGGCUUCAAGAAUGGCGUGAGCAUACCCACAGCUUUCUUGGCCAAGUACAUGAAAGGGCAGGGCCCAAAGUUUGCGAUACUGAGAAGGGGGGAUCGGAGUUGGCGGGUGAAGAUGAGCGGCGGCCGGAUUCUCGGCGACGGCUGGGAAAAGUUUGCGGCGGAGAAUGGUUUGAGUGUAGGUGACGUUGUGGUGUUCAGACAGGAAGGAGAUACGGUGUUUGAUGUGUCAGUUUUCGAACCCAGUCUAUGUGAAAGAGAUUGGCCACUUCCCCAUGGUGCACGAGAUACUACUUCAACCUCGCCCGCCGAUCAUCCUUACUUUAUUUCCACUAUAAAACCGUACUGCCUCAGAAAGUACUCCCAUCUGCAUCUUCCGUUGGGGUUUGCAAGGUCGAAUGGCCUAAUGGCAGAAGAAAAACACGAGAUGAUUUUAAGAGACGAUAAAGAAAGAUCGUGGCCAGUAGUUCUGGGAAGAAAAGACCAUCAUUUAAGUCUUCGACAAGGUUGGCAAGCAUUUCAGAUGGCUAAUGGUUUGAAAGAAGGAGAUGCAUACAAGUUUGAGCUGAUUAAGAUUGGGGAAAAGCCUAUUGCUAAACUCCAUUCACUGAACACUACUUCAUCUUCGUCUGCUGAGAAUCCUCAUUUCUAUGCCACUAUAAAACCGUACAGCCUCAGAAGGUCGUCCCGUCUGUAUCUUCCGCGGGAGUUUUCAAGGUCGAAUGGCCUAUUGGUAGAAGGAACACGCGAGAUGAUUUUAAGAGACGAUAAGGAGAGAUCGUGGCCAGUAGUUCUGGGGAAAGUGGGGAAACACGCUACUCUUAUGCGAGGUUGGCCAGCAUUUCAGAUGGCUAAAGGUCUGAAAGAAGGAGAUGCAUACAAGUUUGAGCUGAUUAAGAGUGGGAAAAAACCCAUCGCCAAAUUCCAUCGUAAGUGUCGUUUUUCUUCCAUUUUUUUAGCGGUUUUGAAGGCAAAAACUUGUGUUUUUCUUGAACAUAUGGCAAUGGGAGGUAAUGGUGAUUGCAGCAGGUCACUUUUCUGGAGAAGAAGAUUGAAAGAAGCUGUUGCAGGCAUGUUCUGA
Molecule: messenger RNA, 1134 nt
Organism: Ipomoea triloba (trilobed morning glory)
Lineage: Eukaryota; Viridiplantae; Streptophyta; Magnoliopsida; Solanales; Convolvulaceae
Product: B3 domain-containing protein REM17-like
Exons: 6
Coding region: 7-1134 (375 amino acids)
Molecular function (GO): DNA binding
Source: RefSeq, a predicted model, not a curated record